Molecule: messenger RNA, 4315 nt
Organism: Dunckerocampus dactyliophorus (ringed pipefish)
Lineage: Eukaryota; Metazoa; Chordata; Actinopteri; Syngnathiformes; Syngnathidae
Product: ADP-ribosylation factor-binding protein GGA1-like
Exons: 17
Coding region: 42-1991 (649 amino acids)
Biological process (GO): intracellular protein transport; vesicle-mediated transport
Cellular component (GO): trans-Golgi network
Molecular function (GO): phosphatidylinositol binding; ubiquitin binding; small GTPase binding
Source: RefSeq, a predicted model, not a curated record
AAGCACGCGAGAUUUGACCUCUUGUUUGGAAUUCCCAAAAGAUGGCGACGGCGCCUCUAGCUGAGGAGAGCCUACAGUCGCGUAUCAACAAGGCCACCAAUCCUCUGAAUAAGGAGACUGAUUGGGAUAAUAUCAAGGUUUUUUGUGAUCAACUCAACAAUGAACCAGAAGGGCCCCAACUUGCUACCAGACUUCUGGCCCACAAAAUCCAGUCUCCUCAGGAAUGGGAGGCCAUGCAAGCACUUCUGGUUUUGGAAACCUGUAUGAAGAACUGUGGGAAGCGGUUUCACAGCGAAGUGGGAAAGUUCCGCUUUCUCAACGAGCUCAUAAAGGUGGUCUCACCCAAGUAUUUAGGAAGUCGUGCUCCAGAGCCAGUGAAGACAAAGGUUCAAGAAAUGAUGUUUAGCUGGACAGUGACACUCCCAGAUGAGACCAAGAUCGCUGAUGCAUACCAGAUGUUGAAGAAACAAGGUAUUGUCAAGCAGGAUCCCAUUCUUCCUGAUGACAAAAUCCUUCCACUCCCUCCACCUAGAACCAAAAGUGCCAUCUUUGAGGAUGAAGAGAAGUCUAAGAUGUUGUCUCGCUUAUUGAAUAGCUGUCACCCUGAAGAUCUCAGAGCUGCAAACCAGCUCAUUAAGGAAAUGGUCCAGGAGGACCAGAAGCGUGUAGAGAAGGUUUCGAAGCGGGUGAACGCCAUCCAGGAGGUAGAAGAGAGUGUGAGCCUGCUGAGCCAACUGCUGGAGGGCUACAGCAAGGAAGGCAGCGCACAGAGCAACCAGGAUCUCACUAAGGAUCUUUACCAGCGUUGUGAAAAAAUGAGACCCACACUAUUCCGGUUAGCCAGUGAUACAGAGGACAACGAUGAAGCUUUAGCGUCUAUCUUACAGGCCAAUGACAGCUUGACACAGGUGAUUAACCUCUACAGGGAGCUGGUGAUGGGUGAAAAGAUGACAAGUGAAUGUAUAAACACACCCUCACAACCAGCAGGCAGCAGUAGCUCAGCCCUGUUAGAACUGGCAGAACUGAGUGCACCAGCCAACGCAGCACCAUUCAACCCCAAACCCUCCAACUUAGAGAUCCUGAGUAAGAACAUAGGCAUCAGCCUCCUGGACGAUGAGCUCAUGUCACUGGGACUGAAUGCUACAGAAUCCUGUGAGCCUCAGAGCACGUUACAGUCUUCUGCUGCCCCAGAAUUCCCCUCUCCAACAGUCCCAACUACGGCGUUGCGUCCAGCUGUAGCCCAGACUCCACAGGUUGUAGCAGUGGCACCCAAAGUCAUGGAUGAGCUGGACCUGCUGGGGAAGACAUUGUUACAGCAGUCCCUCCCUCCAGAGAACCAGCAGGUCAAAUGGAGUAAACUCCAGCCUCAUUCUCGGGUGACCUUACGAGAGCUCCAGUCCAAGUCCAACUGCAACUCUGGGCCUGCUCCACCGUCAACACCAACACCAUCGGCUCCUGUGCCCUCAUCCAACGUGGCUGUGCAUGACCAGGCUGACAAUCCUACAUCUGUUGGCGACAAAAGCUUGUCGCUUGCGUCUGGCUCCUGCAACAACAUCUCCCUAGCUGACGUUACAAUGCCUCUGGAAUUAAUCCAGCCAAGCAGCUUGCUGCCAGUGACUGUAUUUGACAAACACAGCCUCCGCAUUUUGUUCACGUACGCCCGUGACUGUCCGCCGUCACGGCCGGACGUUCUGGUGGUGAUCAUUUCCAUGCUGUCCUCCGCGCCAAUUCCUGUCACCAAAAUUCGCUUUCAAGCCGCUGUGCCCAAGGUAAUGAAAGUGAAGCUGCAGCCGCCAUCUAGUACUGAACUCCCAGCAUUUAAUCCCGUCCUUCCUCCGGCUGCAAUCACACAGAUUCUACUACUGGCUAACCCUCACAAGGAAAAAGUACGUUUGCGUUACAAGCUAACCUUCAACCUGGGGGACAACUCUCACGAUGAAUCGGGCGACGUGGACCAGUUCCCCCCUCCAACCACCUGGGGCAAUCUUUAGCGAGAAGGAUUUCCAAUGUCAUCCACCGCUUCCUUGGAAUUUGGGUUGAAGAUGUGCCACAUGACCGGUUCAGGCAAAAGUACUUCUUUGUUAAAGAGACCAGUCGUGUUGGGUGGAAACGUUUCUACCUGGUGCCUUCCUGUCUUUCACGUUUUUUUGUCUCUUCCAUUUAAAUUAAUUCCUUUUAAAUGAGCCAACCUUGAAAUACCGGCGAUCACGUUACGUUAAGAGUGCCUGUUGUUCUUUCCACGAAAGCAUGCGGCAAUGGCAGCUCCACCUUUUGGCAUCGAUGACACGUCAUGAGUGUUGUGAUCACACGGAAAGUGGGGCAGUUUGGCCUUUAUGAAGCAACUCACGCAUUUGAAUGAACCGCAGCUAAAUGGAAGUCGUAUACACACGCUGGACAAGACCUAGAGCUAUAUCCAAAUUUUGUCUUGAUAAGAUGAUCAUGCUUGUUGAUUGGCUGUUAGAAAGGUGGACAUUUCACAAUGUUGUCAUGAUUGUGGUGAUGUAGAACCCCAUCAUGCUUCACUUUCAAAUGCAUUCACCCUCUACGUUGCUGAGUAUAGUAAUUUACAAUACAGUGGAUCAUCACACAGCGACUGAGCAUUCCCGCAGAUUUUUGGUCUGAAGCUUAUUUUCUCCCAAAAUAGUCUGUUUCUGCAGAAAACAUAUCUUGUUCACAAUAAGUUGGGAAUAAUUUAUAGAUGACAUCUUCAUGCCCGACUGGUAAUGUUUUUUCGUGAAGCAUCGAGAUUUUGCACGUUGUUUGGCGGUCCUUGAACGCACCGUACUUGUGAGACGCAAAGGUUUGGCUAGGAAAGCACCAGCUUCAAAAGCUGCAAAACUGGCAGCGCCGUGUUCAUCAUCUUACGUUAUCGUUCAUGAGCGGUGAGUACCGAUAUGUUUUAUACUUGAAAUGCAUUUAAGAAGCGUGAGGCACAUUUAGGGCUGAAACCCGCAUUGUGACCCGAGUGAACAAUGGCAAUGGGUGAUGGAGCUGAAUCUACAGUAAUGUAGUAAUUGCAACAGUCACUUUGAUUGCAAAUAUUCAUCCAAAAUUGCAGAACAUCAAUGUCUGGAGGGGGCAUCAAUAGUUUAACUAUUCGCUGGUGGUCUUUGAACCAUCUACUGUAUUAGAAGACAAUAUUUCCAUUUUGAAACCAAUGCAAACUACAACCUAAUCGUGUUGCUGGUCCAGUGUUCCCUCGCUCUAUCGCGGUUCACCUUUCACGGACUCUCUUUGUCGCGGAUUUUUUUUAGUGCAAUCAUAAUUUUUUUGUUUUGUUUUUUUGUUUUGUGUCUCUCUCGCUCUCGUCCCUCUCUCGUCUGUGUGCACCGCCCAUUGGCUUCUGCGUCCUGAUUGACAAUGGUCUACAGCCAAUCAAUUGCACCCAAAAGGCAGAGGAGGAUGCUAACUAACCAUCGCACAAAAGGUUGGCCUUCUGGACGUGCUGAAGGAAUGUAGAAGUUACGCCGCUGUAGGGCGCCAUUGCGGAAUAAAUGAAUGUUCACUUCGAGGAGGACUGCAGCAGUUUGUUUUAACAAGCACACAACAACGCCACAGUACAGCGGAACGGCGCCAGGACAAAAAGGCACGGUCACAUGAGUGAAAUAAUGUGAGUCACUUAAUUUCUUGUGUCCAACCUUGUAGGUUGAUCAUUAAAAUUCAAGCGAAGGUUUUUACUUUUUUGAGAGUGUUUAAACAUGAAAUGUGAGAAAAUGUUAAUGCCUGUCUGAGAAAAGUAUAUAAAGUGUGUGUAUGGUGAGGGGGUUUACAGCCUUAAAACAUAAGAAUUGUAAAAUAAAGUUGGCUAAUCAGCGAAUUUCACUUAUUCCAGGCUAUUUUGGGAACCUAUCCCCCGCGAUAAACGAGGGAACACUGGAUAGUGAACAACAGCUGUGAUUUCCCGACCUAAAGAAGACAUUCUUAACGUUUUGCAACAUAUUUACAUUAGAUUUCACUCGGGAUCAAUAGAAUGAUAUCACAUGCACUUAUUUGAUUUUUGCACGAGACGCGCCCUUUGCCAGAUUCUUGUCUUUGCUUGUUUGCUGCCUUUCUUCAUUGUUUGACCCAAAGAGGGACACCACAAAGUCCUAAGUUGACAUCUGAUCAGUGAAUCUACCACACGUGCCUGGGAUGAAGGUCAUUCUUUUCCUUUGUGCAUACGUUUAUGUACUGUAAAUCUCUUGUAAUGAUUGUGCAUCAAAUGGUACAUGAGAAUAAUUUACAGCAUGGGUCAACAGCCACUGAGAUUACACAGAUAUUAAAAUAAAGACAAAUAUUGGUGGCGGACUGGAUUGAUUUUUGAUUCUUAACUGUU